Molecule: messenger RNA, 1323 nt
Organism: Saccharomycopsis crataegensis
Lineage: Eukaryota; Fungi; Ascomycota; Saccharomycetes; Ascoideales; Saccharomycopsidaceae
Exons: 2
Coding region: 1-1323 (440 amino acids)
Source: RefSeq, a predicted model, not a curated record
AUGCGAUUGCAACGCUUGGAGAGCCAACCCAAUAAAGAACCGUCACAAUCCUUCAGUUUAUCAAAUGAAUCUACACUAGUGGAGCAAUAUUCGGUAUUGAAUGAUAAGCUUAUUGAUAUCAAUCCAAGAAUAGAUAAAUUCUCUAUUAAAGAACCGUCUGACGAGCUCCCAAUUCUCAAUUCUGUGAGAAAGUCAAAACUUUCAAAUAAUUUAAUACACUCAAGAAAAUACAAAGAUGCUUUAGAAAUUUUAGGAAUAUACUAUUACAAUUAUCAGUCCAUAUUGAACUUUGAAAAUUCAGAAAUAUGUCAUUCUAUUAACCCACAUCUAACAUUCCGUCAAUUUCUUAAGAUCUUUGAAGUGUUUUACUUUUUGGCAUCAAAUCCCAUAAUACAUGGCGAGUACCAGGAAACCUCAGAUGAUACUACUGGGUCCUUGUUAGAUAAAAACUACAGGCUUUCAAAGUUACUAUCCAAGUUUUUGAUCAAUUUUUUAAUGUCUAUAAACUCCUUGUUCAAGUUUAAAUUCCGAGAGGAUCCUAUUAGUAAAGGCGCCAAAAUGACGAAUUUUAGGCAAUUUGAUGAAUUAUUUUUUAAAGCACUUUUGGCAACACUAAAAAAUAAGCGAAAUAUCUUCAAUAGAAAGAAGAGUGAGAGGAAUAAUGGUAAUCGUUCUUUACUUGGUUGUCAUUUGAAAAGCACUAUGAUGCUCAGAAUUUAUGCCCAAUUUCUAAAGAGCGCCAUGAGCUGCGACCCUGAAUUUUGCGGGAAGUUAAUAUUUCAAAUGUUUGUCGAUAAUUGUGUUAAACUUGAAUACUUAGUGAUGAUCAUUAUAUUCCAUAAUUCUUUCCCAAAAGAGGAUAGGUUUAAGAAGUCUUUACAUGAACGGCCUGGCGAUUUUAAAGCUAUCUUCAAGAAGCAUAAACAACGGCACCAACCAUUCUUCAAAAUAUUUAAAAUUUCUUUUCUUCAGUUCACUAAAAGUGACUCUAGGCACAAGAUUUUGCUAUUAAAUUUUUUAGACAAAUAUCAUUUCAGUAUCGCCGCUGGUGACUCCACAAAAGUUGACCCUGCAGGAUUUGAAUUUGUUAUUAUGGUGAUGCUUGAGAUUCUCAAAAUCCUAAUUGAUUGCAUCUUGGAAAAUAAAUUGGUCACCAGACUUUCAAACGACGAUAAAACAGCUGCGUUAUCAUUCAAACAGCUUCGAACAUUCAGAAGGAAACUUUUGGCUCACCUUUUGGUUCUCAACAAUGCCAAAAUUUUGUCUUCAUUCAACGCUAUAGAUUGGGAAUUGUUUUUAGAUGAAAAAUGGAAGACUUGUUGA